Molecule: messenger RNA, 955 nt
Organism: Gossypium raimondii (Peruvian cotton)
Lineage: Eukaryota; Viridiplantae; Streptophyta; Magnoliopsida; Malvales; Malvaceae
Product: chloroplastic import inner membrane translocase subunit TIM22-2
Exons: 5
Coding region: 123-752 (209 amino acids)
Biological process (GO): protein targeting to chloroplast; protein insertion into mitochondrial inner membrane
Cellular component (GO): chloroplast envelope; TIM22 mitochondrial import inner membrane insertion complex
Molecular function (GO): transmembrane protein transporter activity
Source: RefSeq, a predicted model, not a curated record
AAUUCAAGGAUUCUAGGAGGUAAACGACGUCGUAUGCAGAUAAGCAAAACUAAGUAUCCGGGGAUAGCUGCAAGCACGGAUUCAAAGUGAAAAAAGAAAUCCUUCAUUUUGCAGGAAAAAAAAUGGCUGAUUUGGAUUCUUCAAGCUCUUCCUCUGAAGAUAUUGAAACAAACUCUGAUCCUAAUUCUUCAAAAGCUAUAAUCCCCAAUCCUCUCAAUUCCAAUUCUAAUUCACCUGCCGUAUGCCUCCUCCAAUUCGCAGGAGACUCCACCGCCGGUGCCUUCAUGGGCUCCAUCUUCGGCUACGGUUCGGGAUUGAUUAAAAAGAAAGGUUUUAAAGGAUCCUUUGUGGAGGCUGGAUCUUAUGCCAAGACAUUUGCAGUUUUGUCAGGCGUACAUAGUUUGGUCGUUUGCUUCUUGAAGAGGUUGCGGGGAAAAGAUGAUGUUAUUAAUGCUGGGGUAGCUGGAUGUUGCACUGGGCUUGCUCUAAGUUUCCCAGGUGCACCCCAGGCACUUAUACAGAGCUGUCUCACAUUUGGGGCAUUCUCAUUUAUCGUUGAAGGGCUUAACAAGCAGCAGCCAGCAUUGGCACAUUCAUUUUCUGUGAGAAACAAGAGCGGGCACUACGAGGGGCCUCAUCCUAUAGCGCUCCCUCUUUCGCUCCCUAUUCCAGAUGAGCUGAAAGGAGCUUUUUCUUCUUUCUGCAAGUCCUUAAGUAAACCAAAUGAAGGCAAGUUUUCUACUGGUAACUGAUCGGAAGGGGCCAUUCAUCAUUGUUAAUUGUCUGUUAUAUGUAGAUUGUUGAUUGUUGCGACUGUUGGAGUUACAAUAUAAGAAUGUAGAAUCAAAAUUAUCUGAGAGCUAGGAAAUGGGAAAUUGUUUUUUGUCCUAUGUUGCAUAUCCAUUUCUAAUGCCUGAUUUUGGAUCAAAAUAAAGAAUAUUUGAUUGAAGAUCAA